AUGGAAGAGAACAGGCCCGUAAGGAUGAUCGUUGACACGUCGGCUCGAUACCAACUCAACACGUCCGUCGGUGCUCAAGAAUGGGCCAACCUCAUGCCAUCCGGAGGACAUCUCAUACGCCUGCAAGAGGGCGAGGAAACGCAAACAUACAGCCUAGCCCUCUUCCACCAGCUUCGAUGCCUAGACAUCCUCCGGGACGACUACGUCUCAGGAAAGCCUUCGCCGUUGCGAAAGCACUGUCUCAACUACAUCAGACAAAGCGUACUGUGUAUUGCCGACACUCACCUAGAGUACAGUAAGGCGGGACUUGCGGUGACACACUACAUCGAGACAGUCUGCAACGAUUGGACUGCAGUUUACGCGGCAGCUGAGAGGAAUUUUGCACCAUGGAACUGA
Molecule: messenger RNA, 396 nt
Organism: Phanerochaete carnosa HHB-10118-sp
Lineage: Eukaryota; Fungi; Basidiomycota; Agaricomycetes; Polyporales; Phanerochaetaceae
Exons: 2
Coding region: 1-396 (131 amino acids)
Biological process (GO): mycotoxin biosynthetic process
Source: RefSeq, a predicted model, not a curated record